GAUCUACGUAAAAAAAAAAAAAAAAAAAAAAAAAAAAAGAAAAAAGAAAAAACCAUCUCGAAUGAUAUAUAAUUAAAAUAUAAAUAAUAUUUUGAUCUCUUCUAUACAGUAUGGAUGGAUUAAAUUGGUUGUUGUUACCGAAGUCACCAAAGUAUGCAAAAUUUUUAACACCCCUGGCCAUUAACAAAUUCGAAGGAGAACCAUCGAUCGUUACGAACGUUUACGAUUCCAAUCCACCAUUUCCAUCAAACGAAGAUCCUAAACAAUAUUACAACGGACCUAUACCAAAGGAAUUAAAGGAAGAAGAUCGUUUGGCAACCAUUGUCGAAACGAUUACGGAAGAUGCAGUAAUUAUUCCUCGUGGUGGAUGGUUCAAAUGUUCAAGCGGAGACAUCGUAGAAAACAUAGCAUUCGAGGGAUUAGAUUUAACAGACGCGUCCAAUCUUAAAUCCUAUCUACAUGCACGUCCACCGCAACAAAAAUGGAAUACCAAUUUAUUAACAAGACCUGAUUACAAUUAUGCCACUGAUUUUCUUGAUACCAUUGAUCUGGAUGUUCCCCAUGGAUGCUGGAAUCUGCAACUUAUUUUGGAAGCACGUUUAAUUAUCCUACAUAGUUUAUAUUGGCCUGGAAUGACAUUUUAUCACAAAUUAAAUACCCCUCAUUACGGUUUUUUAUACGUCGGAAAUGAUAGAUUGGAUCGUUUGAAAAGUACGCGAGAAGAUGGCGACACCGUAACAGCAGAAGGAAGGACGAGUUUCGAGUCGCAAUAUACAACGGACACAGGCGCAGUGACCGGCUUAGAGAGACGGAGUGAAGUGACGUUGCCAGUAACACUGCGAGAAGUCCCGUUUUUUUUCCUUAGAAAUUUCCUCUGGAUAAUUUGGUCGUCCUUACCGAUCAAAGCUCGGUAAGCGCUUGUGCGCAUUUUAGUAAGAGAAAUAAAGAAAAAGAGAGAGAGAGAGAGAGAAAGAGAGAGAGAGAGAGAGAGAGAGAGAGAGAGAGAGA
Vespa crabro (European hornet) is the source of this 1008-nucleotide messenger RNA. It is a transcript of the gene Rsph9, whose product is annotated as radial spoke head protein 9 homolog. Lineage: Eukaryota; Metazoa; Arthropoda; Insecta; Hymenoptera; Vespidae. The transcript is spliced from 5 exons. The record is from RefSeq and is a predicted model, not a curated record. The coding region runs from base 111 to 914 and encodes 267 amino acids. Gene Ontology annotation, cellular component: axoneme. Gene Ontology annotation, biological process: axoneme assembly; cilium movement involved in cell motility; motile cilium assembly.